Eutrema salsugineum is the source of this 3068-nucleotide messenger RNA. RefSeq names its product villin-5. Gene Ontology annotation, molecular function: actin filament binding. The record is from RefSeq and is a predicted model, not a curated record. Gene Ontology annotation, biological process: actin filament severing; cytoskeleton organization. NCBI's taxonomy places the organism in Eukaryota, Viridiplantae, Streptophyta, Magnoliopsida, Brassicales, Brassicaceae. The coding region runs from base 61 to 2952 and encodes 963 amino acids. The transcript has 23 exons.
UGGGUUUGUUUCUUGAAAUCUAAGAAGCUAAGGAGAGUUUAAGCUUUGCAUAAAACCAGAAUGACGUUUUCGAUGAGAGAUUUAGAUCAGGCUCUCCAAGGAUGUGGCCAGAAAUCCGGGAUUGAAAUAUGGCGCAUCGAGGGCUUCAAGCCUGUCACUGUUCCAAAAGAGUCUCACGGUAAAUUUUUCACCGGGGAUUGCUAUAUAGUCUUAAAGACCACAGCGUCAAGAAACGGUUCUCUGCAUCACGAUAUUCACUACUGGCUCGGUAAAGAUUCCAGCCAGGAUGAAGCAGGUGCUGUAGCCGUCAAGACAGUUGAGUUGGAUUCAGCGUUAGGUGGGCGUGCUGUUCAGUACCGAGAAGUGCAGGGCCACGAGACCGAGAAGUUCCUUUCCUACUUUAAACCUUGCAUAAUACCUCAAGAAGGUGGAGUUGCUUCCGGGUUCAACCAUGUAAAGCCCGAGGAGCAUCAGACGCGUCUGUAUAUCUGCAAAGGCAAACAUGUCGUCCGUGUCAAAGAGGUUCCGUUUGCUCGAUCGACUCUCAACCACGAAGAUGUUUUCAUUCUUGAUACUGAGUCUAAAAUAUUUCAAUUCAAUGGUUCCAAUUCGAGUAUUCAAGAAAGAGCAAAAGCUCUUGAGGUUGUUCAGUACAUUAAAGACACUUACCAUGAUGGAAAGUGCGAUAUCGCAGCUGUUGAGGAUGGGAGGAUGAUGGCUGAUGCUGAAGCUGGAGAGUUUUGGGGUUUGUUUGGUGGGUUUGCUCCGCUUCCUAAGAAGCCAGCUGUCAGUGAUGACAAAACUGCUGAAUCUGACGGGAUCAAACUCUUCAGUGUUGAGAAGGGACAGACAGAACCCGUAGAGGCUGAGUCUUUGGAGAAAGAGCUUCUGAAAACUGACAAAUGUUAUAUUCUUGAUUGUGGUCUUGAAUUGUUCGUUUGGAAGGGACGAAAUACUUCAAUCGACCAAAGAAAGAGUGCAAGUGAAGCUGCAGAAGAGUUUUUCCGUUCGUCUGAACGCCCAAAAUCGAAUCUAGUCAGUGUGAUGGAAGGAUUUGAGACAGUGAUGUUCCGAUCUAAGUUUGAUUCAUGGCCGGCUACGAGUACCGUAGCUGAGCCCCAGCAAGGCAGAGGCAAAGUUGCAGCUCUUUUGCAACGGCAAGGGGUUAACGUUCAAGGCCUGGUUAAGACUUCUUCUUCUUCUAAAGACGAACCUAAGCCAUACAUUGAUGGUACAGGAAAUCUCCAGGUGUGGCGAAUCAAUCGCGAGGAAAAGAUCCUUCUUGAAGCAGCGGAGCAAUCAAAGUUCUAUAGCGGAGAUUGUUAUAUAUUCCACUACUCAUAUCCCGGAGAAGACAGAGAGGAACAUCUAGUGGGUACUUGGUUAGGAAAGCAAAGCGUCGAGGAAGACAGAGCAUCUGCUAUAUCCAUGGCAAGCAAGAUGGUUGAAUCCAUGAAAUUUAUGCCGGCUCAGGCUCGCAUUUAUGAGGGAAAAGAACCGAUUCAGUUUUUCGUGAUCAUGCAAAGCUUCAUCACAUUUAAGGGUGGUCUAAGUGAUGCUUUCAAAAAGUACAUAGCAGAAAACGAAGUCCCUGACACUACUUACGAUGCAGAAGGUGUUGCGCUGUUUAGAGUUCAAGGUUCUGGACCCGAGAACAUGCAAGCCAUACAGAUAGAAGCGGUUUCCACAGGGUUAAAUUCUUCGCAUUGUUAUAUAUUACAUGGUAAUUCUACUGUUUUCACUUGGUGUGGCAAUCUAACUUCCUCGGAUGAUCAAGAACUUAUGGAGAGAAUGUUGGAUCUGAUUAAGCCAAAUGAACACACCAAGGCACAAAAGGAAGGCUCAGAGUGUGAACAGUUUUGGGAAUUAUUAGGAGGAAAAACAGAAUAUCCGAGCCAAAAGAUCAAAAAAGAUGGAGAGAGUGAUCCUCAUCUCUUCUCUUGCACAUUCUCAAACGAAAAUCUGAAGGUUACAGAGAUCUUUAACUUCACUCAAGAUGAUUUGAUGACUGAAGAUAUCUUCAUUCUUGAUUGUCACACUGAGAUCUUUGUUUGGGUGGGGCAACAAGUCGACAAAAAGAAGAAACCGCAAGUUUUAGCCAUUGGAGAGAAAUUCCUUAAGCAUGACUUCCUUCUAGAGAAUCUAUCAAGCGAAACACCGAUAUACAUUGUAACGGAAGGAAACGAACCUCCAUUUUUCACUCGGUUCUUCACCUGGGACUCAUCUAAAUCUGCAAUGCAUGGAAACUCUUUCCAGAGAAAGCUUGCAGUCCUGACAAACAAAGGAAAGCCGCUUCUAGAUAAACCUAAAAGGAGAGUACCCGUUUACAGCAGCCGGUCCAGUGUUCCAGAAAAGUCGCAGCCGCGGUCAAGAAGUAUGACAUUUAGUCCAGACAGAGCACGUGUGAGAGGACGGUCUCCAGCUUUCAACGCACUUGCUGCAAACUUUGAGAAGAUAAACACAAGAAACCAAUCAACUCCACCACCUAUGGUUAGCCCAAUGGUCCGGAAGCUUUACCCGAAAUCUCUUGCACCAGACCUCACAAAGCUUGCUCCCAAAUCUGCAGCUAUUGCAGCCCGCACAGCGCUUUUCGAACGAUCUCGACCUACUCCUCAAGAACCACCAACUAGCCCCGGUUUAUCUGAAGCUACAAACGAAGCGGGGGCACCAAAUCCAACAACAGAGACGACAGGGGAAGAAUCAAUGAGUAGAAUUCAUGAAGAUUCAAAAGAAGAAGAAGAAGCAGAACAAGAAAGCAGCCUCCCUACUUUCCCAUACGAACGCCUUAAAACUGACUCAGAGGAUCCUGUUUCAGAUAUCGACCUCACUAGAAGAGAGGCAUACAUGACUUCAGCAGAAUUCAAGGAGAAAUUUGAGAUGACAAAGAAUGAAUUCUAUAAACUUCCUAAGUGGAAACAAAACAAGCUUAAAAUGGCUGUUCAUUUAUUCUGAACACUCUUCCCUCAAGAACUCACUCUUCUUCUUCAUCAUCAUCAUCAUCUCAACCCAAAACCUUUCAAGAAAACACAAAGAGAGCAUCAUACAUGUAUCAUCUGCAUCUUAUGAGC